AUGUCUCCAUGGAGAAGAGGGAAAAGGGGCAGGAAAGCGCCAAUUGAGAGCAGUGACAGCAGCAUAGAGUCCUUGCCAGACGGUGUCCUUCAACACAUCCUCGGUUUCCUUCCCGCGCGGGACGCCGUGCGGUCGUGCGUGCUCGCCCGGCGCUGGCUGGACCUCUGGAUGUUCGCGACGGGCCUGCGCAUCACUAGCAAUGGAUACGAGGACGACAUGGAGAAGCUCCGGGAGUUCGUGGACCAUCUCCUCCUCCUCCGCGGAAUCGCACCUCUAGAAACAUGCGAGCUCAGGUUCACAGAUUAUGUUAUGGUCGAUAUAUUCUCUGCAGGCUGUCCUCUUCGUGUGAACCUCUGGUUUCGGCAUGCUGUACGGUGCCAGGCUCGAGUCCUCCGGUUGGUAAUGCCAUCUGGAAAUUGGUUUGGUCUAAAUUACAUGCAUCUCGUCUCCAGGCACUUAAUGCAGCUAGAGCUUUCUGGUGUAGCAUUUGAGGAAAAUUUCCUUAUCUUAUCUGACUGUCCAGCACUGGAACAACUAGAGAUUGAGAACUGUGAUUUGACUGAUGUCAACAAGAUCUCAUCUGAAUCCCUCAAACGCCUAAGUCUCACUAAUUGUGCAUUCAGUGAAAGCUUCCGCACACGUAUUCAUGCUCCCUCUCUGGUUUCGCUGCUGCUAGAUGACAUUUGGUCUAAGACUCCAGUGCUUGAGAGCAUGCCAUCAUUAGUGGAUGCAUCUAUCAGAAUUGGCGAGAACAAUGUAGACAGCUGUGAUAAUUGUGACUCAGGGGAUUGUAGCAGCUGUCAUGGUAUCAUACACAGUAACAGCAACUCCAUUCUUUUGGAAGGUUUAUCAAAAACAACUAACUUAGCAUUGAUGGCUGAAUCCGACACGUUUAUUUUCAGGAUGGAUUUGAAACGGUGUCCUACAUUUAGCAAAUUGAAGACACUGUUACUCAGUGACUAUUGGUGUGUAGCUCUUGAUUUGGACGCCAUAACUUGCAUUCUCAAGAACUCGCCACUUCUAGAGAAGCUCACUAUUGAACAUUUUUUAAAGGGAUCUCAGCUUAAAAUGGAAAUGAAAGGAAGCUACAUUCCAGCACAGAAAACAGAUGCAAUCUCAGAACACCUUAAGAUAGUAGUGGUGAAAUGUGAUGUGGUUGACAAUAAAGUUUACAGAGUUUUGAAGCUCCUGUCUACAUUCAACAUUCGUAAGCUAACUAGCAACUCUAUUAAGUUUCUUCGUAUUCCUAAAGUUUUGGCUCCACGUUCAUAA
Miscanthus lutarioriparius is the source of this 1272-nucleotide messenger RNA. Lineage: Eukaryota; Viridiplantae; Streptophyta; Magnoliopsida; Poales; Poaceae. The record is from the annotation of a GenBank genome assembly.